AUAAAUAUGUCAAAAUCAGGAGAAUACCAAGAUUUAGAAGAAGGUAUUACAAUGGAGGAUACCGAAAAGAAUGAAUAUUCAAAUAAUGAAUUAGAUACAUUCAGUCCAGUAACAGAAGCAAAUAAAAAACGUUGGAUUUUAAUUCGUGCAGUUUUAGGUGAAAUGUUAUGUACAUUUUUAUUUAUUUAUAUUGUUUGUGCAACAGCAGCAAACUUUAAACGUUUAGCCACAGCACCAAAUCCAGUAGUAGGUGCUUUAUCAACAGGUUUUGCAGCAGUAGCUCUUAUUUAUUCAUUUGCUGAUGUAUCUGGUGCUCACUUUAACCCAGCUGUUACAUUUGCAACAUGUGUCACAAGAAAAACAUCAAUUACCAAAGGUCUUAUGUAUAUAGGUGCUCAAUUAGUUGGUUCAGUUUUAGCUGCUUUAAUUCUUUUAGCCACUUUCCCAGGUGAUUUUGAAGGUAAAAAUGUUGCCUAUGCUGUUGCUGUAGUUCCAUCAAAUGAUUCAAGUAUUGCAAAUGCUUUCCUUACCGAACUCAUUCUUACUUUUAUUUUAGUUUAUGUCAUUUUCGCUGUUGCUUUUGAUACUGUAGAUGAUGGUGUUAAGGCUAAAGUCGUUCAAGGUGGUGGUAAAUCUUCAAGUAAUAAUUUAACCAUCUAUACCACAUCUGGUCAAACUAAAGCUGGUUUUGCCCCAAUUGCUAUUGGUUUCACUCUUGGUUUCCUUUGUUUCUUAGGUGGUUCAGUAUCUGGUGGUGCUUUCAAUCCAGCUAGAGUAUUUGGUACUGCUCUUGUUGGUAAUGUAUGGACUGCUCAUUGGAUGUAUUGGUUAGCUGAUUUUAUUGGUGCUGGUUUAGCUGGUUUUGCUCAACGUUUCUUUGCCACAAGCAAAACUAAAUAAAUUUAUGUAAAGAAAAAAAUACAAAAAUAGUAUACCAUUAAUAAUAUCAUCACUUAUUUUUUUAAACAAAAAAAAAAAAAACAUUUAAAAAAAAAACUAGAAAAUAAAAACCAAAAUAUUUUAAAAAUC
Messenger RNA from Dictyostelium purpureum, 1029 nucleotides. RefSeq lists its product as uncharacterized. Gene Ontology annotation, molecular function: water channel activity. The coding region runs from base 7 to 900 and encodes 297 amino acids. Gene Ontology annotation, cellular component: plasma membrane. Gene Ontology annotation, biological process: transmembrane transport. The transcript has a single exon. Lineage: Eukaryota; Evosea; Eumycetozoa; Dictyosteliales; Dictyosteliaceae. The record is from RefSeq and is a predicted model, not a curated record.